GCGCAGUGGCUGAGCUGAGGCUGUCUGCUCAGUAGAGCUCAGAACCUGAUGCAUUCCCUGAACAUCACCCCGGAGCUGAUCGCCAGACUUUUACAGGAGAAUAAUGUCACUAGGGAACAGUUCAUCGAGCUCUAUCAGCUGCAGCCUUUGGUCUACAUCCCGGAGCUCCCUGUCCCCUUUAAGGUCGCCUUUGUGGUCAUCUGUGUGGUCAUCUUCGUGCUGGCUCUGUUUGGUAACUCCUUGGUCCUCUAUGUGGUGACUAGGAGCAAAGCAAUGAGGACAGUCACCAACAUCUUUAUCUGCUCCCUGGCCGUCAGCGAUCUGCUCAUUGCCUUCUUCUGUAUUCCAUUCACUAUGCUGCAGAACAUCUCAUCCAACUGGCUGGGAGGUGCCUUUGCUUGUAAAAUGGUCCCAUUUGUUCAGUCUACUGCUAUUGUCACUGAAAUUCUCACAAUGACAUGUAUUGCCGUGGAAAGACAUCAGGGAAUCAUACAUCCUCUAAAGAUGAAAUGGCAAUACACAAAUAGAAGAGCAUUCACCAUGCUAGGUAUUGUGUGGUUGAUAGCAGCACUUGUUGGUGUACCUAUGUGGCAUGUCCAGCGUUUAGAGAUUAAAUAUGACUUUUUGUUUGAGAAACAGUACGUUUGCUGCUUGGAAAAAUGGAACCGACAUGUUCACCAGAAAAUCUACACAACCUUUAUACUAGUGAUUCUAUUUCUCCUCCCAUUAACAUUGAUGCUUCUGCUCUACAGUAAAAUUGGCUAUGAACUCUGGAUUAAAAAACGAGUUGGAGAUGCAUCAGUGCUUCAAACUAUACAUGGCAAUGAGAUGUCUAAAAUAGCCAGGAAGAAGAAGCGAGCAAUCAUUAUGAUGAUAACAGUGGUUGUGCUUUUUGCAGUCUGCUGGGCACCAUUUCAUGUUGUGCACAUGAUGAUAGAAUACAGCAAUUUUGAAAAUGAAUAUGAUGAUGUCACAAUCAAGAUAAUAUUUGCAGUUGUGCAAAUAAUUGGAUUUUUCAACUCAAUUUGCAAUCCGAUUGUAUAUGCUUUUAUGAAUGAAAACUUUAAGAAAAACUUCUUGUCUGCCAUAUGUUUUUGUUUCAUAAAAGACUCCUCUACACCCUCAAGGAGACCCGGUAACUCCGUCAUUACAUUAACUCAGCAAAAAUCAAGAGACAAUACAACAAGUGAAGAGACCAGGAGGGAAGCUUUUAGUGAAGGGAAUAUCGAGGUAAAAUUUUAUGACCAACCAGUUUUUAAAAAGACCACAAAAAGACAUCUUCACUUUUUUUCCUCCGAACUCACUGUUCAUUCGUGAUCAUGUAAAUGCCCA
This is a messenger RNA of Nanorana parkeri, 1332 nucleotides long. RefSeq names its product pyroglutamylated RFamide peptide receptor (gene QRFPR). The record is from RefSeq and is a predicted model, not a curated record. The transcript has 6 exons. Gene Ontology annotation, molecular function: peptide binding; neuropeptide Y receptor activity. NCBI's taxonomy places the organism in Eukaryota, Metazoa, Chordata, Amphibia, Anura, Dicroglossidae. Bases 49 to 1317 code for a protein of 422 amino acids. Gene Ontology annotation, cellular component: membrane. Gene Ontology annotation, biological process: G protein-coupled receptor signaling pathway.